AUGACGGAAACCGACAGUACAAAACGACCACUGCAAAUGCCUGAAAAGUUCUUGCCCUACCUUGAGAAGUAUCGUGUUUACUUAAUGAUGAAGGAUAUGGUCAGGAAUAUCAUAAUAUACCUGCCUAAGGAUCAUAUAAAGCAGAUGAAGAUCUUUGCCAACCGCCACAUACACACGAGUGAGGCGUCUCGUAUGAUUUUGCUUGUUGAACCGGGUCUCAAUAUUGAUGUGCACGGCCUGGUGAAGCGUUUGAUAAAAGAUUUUGGUUGCUUCGUUAUAACACGUCGCUGCGUGAUGGAUCGCUAUGAAAAACAUGACGAAUACGAGCCCGGAUGUGUAAACAUAGCAUUGAUGUCGGAAGUCACAAAAGCGUUGACUCUAAAGGAGCCCGUUCCACAAGCUGGAUGGGUGAUGUUUGAUCAUCCCUGCACAUUACGCGAAGCGCGCUACCUCCAACAAGAUGGCGUCCUGCCCACGGUAACCCUGGUGCUGAUGGCGACACCUCCUACGGCACCACCAGCUGCCUGCAAUCACACUCCCCCCAGAAACUUUUUCCAGCAAGACUUUGAAGGUCUCAAGUAUGCGUACAAAGCUACGCUUAAGGAAGUACAUAUUAAUCCUGGUGAUGAUUUGGAUGAGAUACAAACGAAGUGUUUCAACGCGAUUCGCGCGUUUAACGCAGGUCAUCAAGGACCAAAGCAGGGGAUCUGUGCUGUUGGGGCCCCUAGCGUCUACAGAGUGCUGCUCCUUGGGCCCCGGGGUUCCGGCCGAAGUUCCCAGGCACUAGCGCUAGCCAAGCAUUUCGGUUUAGUCUUCUUGCAUUUUGACGCCUUGUUCAGAGAGUAUGCGGCAAAAGACAACGAAAUAGGAGAAAGAAUUCGUAAGUACGGAACUAGCAUCAGCCUCAGAGGAGAUAUCAUUAAUGACCGACUUCUAAAGAAGGAUUGUAUUGACCACGGCUGGGUGAUGAUUGGAUAUCCAACAAACGGGACAGAUUUCGAAAUACUCGAUAAGAUGCCGACUCCUCCGAAUCGCCUAGUGUUUCUGAACGUGGACUUGGAGACGUGUCGGCGUCGGACCCAGAACGAGGGCUUCGACAUAUGCACUGGCAAGAAAGCACCGAUGGGAUCUGGACCAAACGUCGUUCGCCACCCUGAUCACGAUGAAGUGCGGAGAGAAUAUGAGGUACCUACAAAGUGCAUUUACAUCAAAGAGAGGUACCUCUGUACCUAA
Messenger RNA from Spodoptera exigua (beet armyworm), 1233 nucleotides. Lineage: Eukaryota; Metazoa; Arthropoda; Insecta; Lepidoptera; Noctuidae. The record is from the annotation of a GenBank genome assembly.